Messenger RNA from Nyctereutes procyonoides (raccoon dog), 1678 nucleotides. It is a transcript of the gene CD300LB, whose product is annotated as CD300 molecule like family member b. NCBI's taxonomy places the organism in Eukaryota, Metazoa, Chordata, Mammalia, Carnivora, Canidae. Gene Ontology annotation, molecular function: transmembrane signaling receptor activity. The record is from RefSeq and is a predicted model, not a curated record. Bases 1 to 555 code for a protein of 184 amino acids. Gene Ontology annotation, cellular component: plasma membrane. The transcript is spliced from 4 exons.
AUGCAGCUGCAGCCAGUUCUUCUCCUGCUCAGCCUCCCAGGCUGUGUCUCCAUCCAAGGCCCAGAGUCCGUGAGGGGCCUAGAGGGGGGCUCAGUGACUGUGCAGUGUCACUAUACACCAGGAUGGGAGACCUACAAGAAGUGGUGGUGUCGUGGAGCAUACUGGAAAUCAUGUGACAUCCUUGUUCAAACAGAAGGAUCAGAGCAAGAAGUGAAGAGAGACCAUGUGUCCAUCAGGGACAACCAGAGACAGCGCUUGCUCACAGUGACCAUGAAGGAGGUCAGGCAAAGUGACACAGACACUUACUGGUGUGGGAUUAGCAAACCUGGACCUGACCUUGGGGCACCUAUCAAAGUGACCAUUGACCCAGGGGUUCUGAGCACCCAGGCCAGCCUACAAUCCAGGACAACUACCAGAGGCCAUACAGGGACAUCGUCUGGCUCCUACAUCAGGCACCACUACAUUCUCCUGGUGUUCCUGAAGGUACCCAUCUUGCUCCUGUUGGUCGCUGCUGUGCUUUGGUUGAAGGGGUCUCAGCAGAGACCGUCUAUAUGAACUUGCCCUCUGAUCUUCUCAUCAAAGACACAACCCCUUAGACAGAUGGACGAGCAGAACCUUCUGCCCCUGGACCUCAUUUCCAGAGGAGACACAGGCUGUGAAAGAAAUGCCUCUGGGUCCUCAGGACGCAGUGACAGAGGCAGGAAACACUGAGGGGCUGGCCGGGAACCCUUCCACCCCAAUCUGCACAGCUCAGAGACACAACCCGGGCCCCUUUUGAGGUGCCAUGGCCUUGUUCCCACUCCUUCGAGAGUGGGAUGUCCCACCCUACCCACCAUGGGGCUGAAGCUCAUGGUCGAAGCUAUUGGGGUGGAAUUCAAGCCAUGCCUUCUCCGCUGGAAGAAGUCAGGGCACAGGCCCAGGCACCCAAGCAGAGAGAGAAGAAGUAGGGGUGCAGACAGAGACAUGAAGCACUGCCCACACCCUGGUCUCCUUCACUCCUGAGACCAGCUCAGCACGUGUCAUGUCUGAGCUUCUGAUACAUAAAGGGUUUUUUCUCAAGCCGGUUGAGUUGGAUUUUGAUGGCUUGUGCCCAUGAGAACGCUGAUGGAUGCACUCACACUCAUACCCCAAAGAGGGGAAUCUGUGUGGGUUCCUAGUUCUGGGGCAUCCCCUCUGUCCAGGGAGGACACUUCUCUGAGUACCCUGAGCAGAGGAGGGACCAGGAGGCUCUGUGGGCCCAGCUCCAGGGCUGGCUUUCCUCCCUCUCCCUCCUCCUCCUCCUCCUCUGUCCUGGCUCCCUGAGCUCUCUGUGGCUUCCAAGGGAGCCACGUUCCCUUCUCCCUUGGGGCUGCUAGGCCUCAGAAACCACCUCAAGGUUGGGGAGGGCAGUCAGGAAAACUGAGGGAAAGGAUGUUGCCUCUCCUACAUGAUGAUGUUUAAAUAAUAAUAAUAAUUCAUUUGUUUAGAUUAUUUUAAUAACUAAAAUUGUCUGAGAUAAAUGAUGUUUUUUCAUUUAUCCAUUUGGAUGGACUUGGUCACUUUGCAACUUACAUACAGGCCUUGGGUCCUCUCACUGAAGGUAGCACCACUUCACAUGAGGAGGAACAGCCCCAUCUGAGACAUGUCCACCCACGUGCGAAAACACACAAACACAUCAGUUUGGAAUGUUGCCUUUUGU